UUGUAUUUAAAUUUGCCUGGAAUAUGUAACUUACUGACAUUUGAUUGCUUGAAUUUCUCUCUCUCCAGACAUGUCGUUAUUUAAGGCAAGAGAUUGGUGGUCGACGGUGGUGCAGACGGAAGGGGGGGAGGAGGAAGAAUGUGACGCAGGGUGCUUGGUCAUCGCGAACAUUAACAAUGAAGAUCCGCCCAAAGACAAGAUUGUGGUUGGUGGGUUUUCGGGAUCCUUGAGAAUAUUCAGUCCACAGGCAUUUCGCUCAGAAGAAGGACAAGAAGUGUCAGGUUUUCGUCCUGAUCAUGUUCUCCUGGAGACUACCUUUAACUACCCAAUUAUCCACCUGGCUGUGGGAAAGUUUGUCUCGAGCAAUGACUUGCUACACCUUUGUGUCUUACAUCCUGACCGAAUGGCAGUGUAUACCCUGACAGUCACCUCUGGCCAGGGUGGUCAUGGGGACAGCUCCAAGCUCAGUGUGGCUUACCAACACAAGUUCCAGCGUCAUGCACAUUCCCUCACUACAGGUCCUUUUGGUGGUGUCAAAGGGAAAGACUACAUUGCCGUGCAGUCACUUGAUGGCUGCAUCACAGUUUUUGAGCAGGAGAGUUUUGCCUUCAGUAGCUUCUUGCCGGGAUUCCUCCUUCCAGGACCUCUGGUCUAUGUUGCCAAGUCCGACUCCCUGAUCACAGUGGGGUCCGACUGGUCACUCCAGUGUUACAAGUAUCAGGCAGUGGCUGUGGCAACAGACAAUGAGAAGGAAAUGAGCAAUAAUAAAACUGGAGGGAGACGGUUGACGGCAGAGUGGACGAGACAGUUAGGGGAGCCUGCCUUGGACAUUCUGGUUAUCAACCCCCCAGAAGGGCCCACAAACAUCCUCAUCCUCACCCAUCAUUCAAUCUUCUGCUAUAAGGAAUCAGGAGUGUUGAAGUUUGUAAAGAAGUUGGAGUACAAUCCAUCCUGUUUUACUGCAUAUCUCAUGGAAAAUGCAGUCUAUCUUUGUGUUGCUACGCAUACACAGACCUUGCUUGUGUACAAAGAAGCUGAGUUGAAGUGGGCAUCGCAGUUACCAUUUACACCUGUUGUGCUUUCUAGAGCUGAUUUUCCGGGCAUCAAAGGUGCUCUUGUUUUUCUCGGAGAUGCUGGGCAGCUGCAGGCAUCUUAUCUCGGAACAGAUCCCUCCCUCUUCGUGGCUCCCCCUGCCGAGACGAGGGAAAUUAACUACGACCAGACUGACAAGGAGUUAGCUCAGCUUCAUAAGAUCAUAAAAGCAUCCACCAAGGACACAGGCACACUAGUUGGAAUGAAUCGAGGAGAUGGCGAUCUCAUCGUAUCAGGAACCGUAGGAACACAGCUGGAAAAGUGGCCGGGCUCGACAAGGGUCCAGGACAUCGACGGGGGCGUACCGGCAGUCCCGGUUGUGAUUCGGCUCACUGCUCACACACCCCUCAACACCGUCCGAGUCAAUAUCGCUGUGGAGAAGCCGCUGACCGUUACACAAGACACGUUUGUUCUUCGGACGAUAUGUGAUACAAGUCAGAUAAUGGUGAAAUUCUACCUUGCUGAUCAGUACAUUCCCACAAGCUUGUCUGUGGGCAUUGUUACAUCUUACAUCACUCAUACUGGAGCACCAAGAAUCAUCACUACAAAUCUGGAUUUGCCUCUGAGGUUGGUGGCCAAGCUCAGUGCUCCAAACAAGGAGGCCGACCACAAAAUCACAAUAUCAACGAACAAACCAGCUGUUAAUCUGCCGGAAUUGUUUCCAGAUUAUAGCUUAGAUGGAAGUGUGACGACAGCUCUUGGUCUUCAGUACUUCGGGGGCCCCAGUGUGACCAUACUCUCAUCUCGAACCACGAACAGAUAUCGGUUACAGUCGGACAGUCUGCCCUCUGUGUGGGUGAUACUCAGUGAGGUAGUAAGAAGACUGAAGAGCUAUUGGGGUCACUCAAGCAGAAAAGAUGGGGAGGAACUUGUGCUGGGUGUUGCGUCGUCACUUCCCAUCAGUGAGCUCUUCUGCGAAAUUGAUGCACAUUUCCUGCGCAGGAAGAAACAUGAAGAGUUGAUGGGUCAGCUGGUGCAGAGAGCCACUCAGUUCCGCGCAGUUCAGAGACGUCUGUUGACAAAGUUCAAGGACAAAACGCCAACUCCUCUGACAAACCUUGAUAAUCUCUUAGAGGGAACCUAUAAACAGAUCUUGCAGAUUACGGAUGUUAUCAACGAUAACAUUAGGGGCUUAGAAGAAGAUGGCUGCCAAUUGAGUUGCGCAGUAAGACUGAUCUUGGAGCUCGUCCGCCUGUCUGUUGGCAUGUCCGAUCAGCACUUUGCCCUUCUUUCCGCUGCUAUAUCACCUAUAGUCCAUACUUCUAUGGAUCAGGGCUGGGAGGAGGCGACUGAUGCUAGUGUAACCUUCUUGCUGAGAACUGUGUUGGGCAAAGGAUCCAGGGACGCCGCGGUGGCUCCAGAGCUCACAAUGCCAUCCGACACGUCAAAGCUGAAGAAGCAUUUGGAUCUGCUGCUGAAUAAGAUCAUGAAGGGAGGCGUUCAGCUCGCCAUUGAUAAUUCUGGGUCAACCAACAACACAGACACCCAUAAAGUGAUAAACUCGGACGAGGAGGAGGACUACGUGAACUCUAAAUCUGUGGGGAAAGUUGCACAGAAAAAGCAAGACGAAGAAAACGAGACAGACAUUCCCUUGGGCAGCAGGCUAGGGGAGGAUCGCGCGAGGUCGGCCAGGAUCAGAUCCGCCCGCCUCAUGUCUGCACGCAAGAUUUCUCAGCGGAGCCCAGGAGAUGGGGAAUCUGUCACCAUGAUGGAGGGAUCUUCAAACAACCCAAUAUAUAAUGAAGAUAUUGAAGACCGAGACAGUCCCGUAAACAGCUCAUCAUUCCCGGAAGACCAGAACAGCCUAGAAAACUUCCCCGAAGAAGAAAGCAUGGAGAAGAACGAAGAGGAAUCACAAGAAGAGGAGAAGAAUGACGAGGAAUCCCCAGUGGAAGAGAAAAACGAAGAGGAAUCCCCGGAGGAAGAGAAAAACGAAGACGAGAAGUCCGUGAUGGAAUUCUCCGAAGUUCCUUUCAACGGAAGCAUCGAAGCGCUCAAGAAGGAGACUAUGAAGGAGAACCUGAUAGAGAGUCCAGCCGACAUUUUUGCAACAGGGGACGUGGAUGAUAUUUGGUGAUUUUUUUAUAUUUCAUUUUUGCUCUAGUCGGAUAAGUUAUAUAUAUAUAUAUGUUUUCAAGCAGAGUAAAUGAUUAAGGUAUGUGUAUUUUUAGUAAGGAGAUUGUUAUAUGGGCUAUGUUUUCAAAUUGUGAAAUUGACAUAUCCAGUUUACACAGUUGCUGCACAAGAAUCACUGCACAGUAGGGAGUUUUACUUUAGAUAGUGCUGAAAUAAUUAAUGCAAUUAGUUAACCUUAUUAAUUUUGUACAUAUCUAUCU
Penaeus indicus is the source of this 3428-nucleotide messenger RNA. RefSeq names its product protein PTHB1-like (gene BBS9). Gene Ontology annotation, cellular component: membrane; BBSome. The transcript is spliced from 17 exons. The record is from RefSeq and is a predicted model, not a curated record. The coding region runs from base 71 to 3169 and encodes 1032 amino acids. NCBI's taxonomy places the organism in Eukaryota, Metazoa, Arthropoda, Malacostraca, Decapoda, Penaeidae. Gene Ontology annotation, biological process: cilium assembly.